Messenger RNA from Fonsecaea nubica, 759 nucleotides. RefSeq lists its product as hypothetical. NCBI's taxonomy places the organism in Eukaryota, Fungi, Ascomycota, Eurotiomycetes, Chaetothyriales, Herpotrichiellaceae. The record is from RefSeq and is a predicted model, not a curated record. The transcript has a single exon. Bases 1 to 759 code for a protein of 252 amino acids.
AUGAUAUUCGAGCACAGCGGUACUCCGCGAACGAUCCAGCCUUUCCAGGUAUAUCAGAAUACGGACAGUUUUGUUUCGGAUAUGCUUACGCUGCAUGACAGCCACUUACUUCAUGAUUCUCAUGCGGUCCGGGAUGAGGACGACGCUCGCGAACGGAUGGCCAUCAGGACACUACUUCGAGCUGUGUCGCAUCAUUUUAUAAGUGGUAGUCGACGAAGUGGUCCAUUCAUCCUCCGACUAACCGACUUCCAUCAAAGCAAUAUCUUCGUGGACGACGACUGGAAUAUCACUUGCUUGAUCGAUCUUGAGUGGAUCUGCGCUCUCGCAGCGGAAAUGUUGUCAGUACCAUACUGGCCUACGAACUGCAGUGCUGAUGAUACCAUCGACGAACGUUACGACAAAUUUGAUGAGGCGCGACAGAUUUUCUUAGGGAUCAUGGAUGAGGAAGCUAAGAAUUUACGGCAUGAGCAUGACAUCCAGAUCACAAAGACAAUGAGAGACUCUUGGUUGUCAAAACGAGUGUGGUUUGGGGCCUGCAUAAGAUCUCUUAAUGCCUGGCCCUUCAUAUUUGAGGAUCAUCUUCUUUCAAAAUUCUCCACUGGCAAAGAAUUGGUAGCCGACUUGAAGCGGAUAUCGACCCUAUGGCAAGAGGAGGUCGACCAAAUUGCGAAAACUAAAGUUGUAGAAGAAGAGGGGUAUCAAGAAGAGCUUCGGCGCCUUCUCGAAGAUGAAGGGCUAAAUACGUUAAUAGACGCAUAG